This is a messenger RNA of Tremella mesenterica DSM 1558, 645 nucleotides long. RefSeq lists its product as uncharacterized. The record is from RefSeq and is a predicted model, not a curated record. The transcript is spliced from 5 exons. The annotation marks the transcript as partial. Gene Ontology annotation, molecular function: N-acetylglucosaminylphosphatidylinositol deacetylase activity. Lineage: Eukaryota; Fungi; Basidiomycota; Tremellomycetes; Tremellales; Tremellaceae. Gene Ontology annotation, biological process: GPI anchor biosynthetic process. Gene Ontology annotation, cellular component: endoplasmic reticulum.
AAAAAUGCAUUGAUAGUGACUGCUCAUCCUGAUGACGAAGCGAUGUUCUUCUCACCUACUAUAUUGGCAUUGACGAGGAAUGGUUGGAAUGUCUCUGGUUUAUGUUUAUCGAAUGGGAAUGCCGAGGGUCUAGGCAAACAACGUGAAAAAGAAUUAUACGCAUCUUAUAAUCGUCUCGGCGUACCUUCUUCCAAAGUGGAAAUCAUCAAUGAUCCUGCAUUACAAGAUGGUAUGCAAAGAGCCUGGAUGCCUUCAGAUACUGGAAAAUACGUUUAUAGACGUUUAGACACUGAACCUUUCUCCGUUGUGAUCAAAUUCGAUAAAUACGGUAUUUCCGGUCAUAUAAACCAUCGAGCCGCAUCGCUAGCUUGUUCACCUGUCAAUUGGCCUUUCCUCAUAACUACUCGUAAACUUAAAGUUUGGGCAGUCAAAACUCCAUCUUUGUUGGAGAAAUACAUGGGUCCAUUUCCCGCUAUAUAUCAUUUGGUUCAUACUCGAAUAGCGGACACGGAAAAAGUGGAAGUCAUUAAUGGUUUGGAGAGGUGGUGGACGGGGAUUGAAGCAAUGAGAGAACAUAAGACGCAAUUGGUUUGGUUUAGAUGGAUUUGGUUGGGUGUGGGGAGUUUACAAUGGACCAAUACCCUG